GGCUCGCUCGGCGCGGCUCUGCACGAGGAGACCAACGGCUGGCCGGAGGCGGCGACGGCCGGCGCCCACUUCGACACACCGUCUGACUGCGUGCUGAGCGCGGCGGCGCAGCUGGUGCGCUCCGAACAGCAAAUCUCUCGCCACAGCAGCGACUCGGGCAACAGCAGCGGCACCAGGGAGGCACCGCUGAUGAGCGUCACGUUGUGUGGCACUUGCGACGACACCUCCGUCUCGGCCACGUUCCAAUGCGUUGAGUGCAACGACUACCUGUGCUACACGUGCGCCUGCGCUCACCGACGCAUGCGCGUCACGCGCUCGCACACGGUACUCUCCGCGGGCGGACGCCACACGAGCCGCUGUUCGCUGCACCAGGCCGUCUACACCAUGGUCUGCAGCACGUGCGAGCUGCCACUCUGCUACGCGUGCGCCAUGGACCACGCCGAGCACAGCCUCGACACGCUGGACGGCGCGGCCACCAUGGCGCAGCAGCGCACUCGCACCACCCAGCAGGAGGCGCAGGCGUUCCUGGCGGCGCUGGCGGAGGCGCGCCACCGUGCUGUCUCCACAGCCGAGCUGGUGCGCGAGCGGGCGGCGCGCGCCCAGCUGGACGCGGCGGCGGCUGGCGACAAGCUGCGUGUCGCUCUGGCGGCCUGGCAGCAGCGGCUCAAGAAGAAGGCGGCUGCCGUGUGCCAGCUGAAGGUGGCGCGCCUGCACCAGCAGUCUGAGCAGCUGGACCAGCUGCGCGGCCGCGUGCUGGUGCUGCUCGAGCAGCUGACGGCGGCCGGCGGCGGCGAGGGAGACGCCGAGCAGAUCGUGCGUGGCCUCACUGCCGACCACCAGCUGCACCUGAUGAUGACGCAGGCGCAGCUGACGCCGGCCGAAGACGCGGCGACGGCCGGCUGCGGCGCCCAAAGUCUGCUGCUGGAGAGCGCCGCCAUACCGGUCGUCGGCCGGCCCUACCAGCUGGUCGUGCAGGUGCGCGACCACUACGGCGACGAGCGGCGCGCCGGCGACGACCGCGUCCAGGCGCGCGUCGUCACGCCCGACCGCCGUCUGCUCAGCUGUGACGUACAGCACCUGGCUGCCGGCCGCUACCGCGCCGCCUUCGUGGCGCGCGCCGCCGGCGAGCACACGUUCAGCGUGACGGUGAACGGCGAGCACCUGGCGCACAGCCCGUGGACGCGGCGCGCCAUCUCGCCGCGCCGUCUCUCGUCGCUGGGGCCGGUGCGGCUGACGGUGGGUUCGGAGGGCACCGACCCCGGCCAGCUGUGCCGGCCCUGGGGCGUGGCGUUCGGCGCCGACGGACGUCUGGUCGUCUCCGACCGCAGCAACCACCGCGUGCAGGUGUUCGCCGCCGACGGCCGCCUCCUGCUGGCGUUCGGCGGCCCCGGCUCGAAGAACGGCGAGCUCAACCGGCCGGCUGGCGUCGCCGUCGACUCGGCCGACCGCAUCAUCGUCGCUGACAAGGACAACCACCGCGUGUGCGUGUUCACUGCCGGCGGCGAGUUUGUGCUCAAGUUUGGCGACAAGGGCAACCGUCUGGGCAUGUUCAACUACCCGUGGGACGUGGCGUGCAACGCGCUAGACCAGAUCGCCGUCACCGACACGCGCAAUCACCGCGUGCAGCUCUUCUCGCCGGAGGGCCUGCUUCUGAAGAAGUUCGCGCAGGACGGCGCCGACUGGAAGGAGCUGGACUCGCCGCGCGGCCUCACCUUCCACCCGGACGGCAAGCUCUACAUCACCGACUUCAACAACCACCGCAUCGUGGCGCUGGACCCGGAGACGGGCAAGAUGACCUACCUCUGCCGCGAGGGCACUGAGCCCGGCCGCCUUCUGCGACCCCAGGGCAUCGCCGCCGACGACGAGGGCCGGCUGUACGUGGCUGACUGCCGCAACUCACGCGUGCAAGUGCUGACGCCGGCCGGCGAGUGCCUGAUGAAGCUGGGCGAGUACGGCAGCCGGCCGGGCCAGUUCGACCAGCCCCAGGGCGUGGCCGUCGGCCCGAGCGGACAGCUGGCAGUCGUCUGCCUGGAGAAUCACCGCGUCCAGCUGUUCUGAGCGGUGGCCACGAGCGCGGCGGCGCCGCCCGGACGGAGCGGUCGCCGCCGCGCCAUUUUCCUACGGCUGAUGCCGAGUGCAUUCGAACGUAUGUACCUCCAUUUGUACGGGUAACAAGUUGGGUGGUUUGGUUUGACGGGAGGGACCGCGUGGGGGGCGCCGCGCCGCCCUCGCCGGUACAACGACGUCUCAGGAAACAAGACAGGGUCGAAGUCCGCGCGCGUCGCGUGCGUGACGUGGGAGUGUGUGUGUAUAUAGACGGCCGGCUUUCCGCCGGUCGCUGGCGGGCCGCCGGCCGUGACGGCGGGCCGGCGCCGCUCUGUACAAAGCGCGGUCCGAGACCGGCUGUGGUCCGGGCCGGAAAGGACGGGUGCGGCAUGUUCGCCGUGGGCGGUCGUCUGCCGGCCGCGUGGCCCGCCGAGCCGCCACCGGGCCAAGGGUCGACGAUACGGGUACCUUGGUUUACAAGUAAACAGGACGAGUACCUGGCGCCGGUCGCCGCGCUCGCGGCCGGCGUCUCUGAGACGUCGGCGCCGCCUCCAGCCGCGCAAGCAGUUCCUGCGUCCGGGAGCGUGCGCCGCGCGCCGCCCGGUCGGACCGUCUGACGGGCUGGGGCGCCGCCGGGGGCACCGCUGCCCCCGCCGCCGUGAGACGGGCCCCAGCGGAGCGGUCCGCGCCGCGCGCCGCCACUGGCGCUGACGGGUGACGGCCCGGGCGUCUUCGCCCGUCUGGCACCGCGCCAGCGACGUAAACGCGUUCUUCUGGUUUUCUCGGUGUGUAGCGCGGGCUGUAUUUGAUUGAUCGCUCUGGAGAAGCCGUGGUCCGUGAGGCUAUCGCUCGUCUUCGGGGGCAGGGGGCGGGGGGCGCACCAGCACUAGCGGCUCGUCCCGGGCUGAGAGCGGGUCGGGGCCUCGCCCGGGCGUGCCGUGUGAGAGCGGGCCGCCCGGGCGCCCGCGGGCCGUGCCUCCUGCGGCUGUGCGCAGCGAAGCCGGCGGGGCCGGGUCGGCGGCCGGCCUCGGUCGGCCUCUGACGCCGUCCCCGCCGGCGCUGGUAGGGUGCAAGCGUCUGCGUUGGUGAACGACUACGGGUUCCUGUGGACGCUUGGUGAGCGCGCGGCGGAGGAACGCCACGGAAGGGCGGGCGUAGAGAGCGUGGUCCCAGUGCAGUGGCGUCGGACGCGCUUGUCGCCGUUAUUUAGGGGAGGUGCGGAAAUCUGGUUUCCUGAUCACGGGUCCGUGUGGAAGAUUUAGUUUUAUGGAUGCCAGCGGUUUUACGGGCUAAUAAUCUCGGUAGCGAAUCGUGUGCACGCGCGCGAGCUGGCGGUGUGGGCGCUGCCGAGGCUUGUGACGACCUCAGGGGCUGUGUGGCGGCACCGCAGGCGCGCACCGGCUGGACCUCAGGUCUGCCUCCGUACUCAGGGCCGGGUAUAACCUCAGUUCGCCUCUCAGGCCGUGGCCGCGCACCGGGACCGCAGGUCGCCUGCGCCGGCCGCUCCGUGUUUUCGUGUCAUGGCAUGACCUCGGUCGCCUCUCAGGGUGUGGUGUUUACACGCACGUUCACGAACUCAGGGAUGAGAAGCCAUCGGUCGCCGACAGUAGACAUGUAGAAGGAUCCAAUCCUUACCAAUAGGCACAGCGCCACCUGCCAACCGGACGGUAAGCCGCAGCUUCGUAUGCCGCCGGGGCGAGGCCCUGCAGGCGGGAGCUCCGCGCUCGCUCGAUAUGAUUGUAUAGCUGUCCUUGUUUCAUUUCUGUCUUCUCACUGCUUCUGCGGGCUCACGGGGUUGUGUGCGGCCUUUUGCCCGUCUCCGGGCCGGUCCGGUUUUUAGACGCUUUUCAGAUGAAAACCUCGUCUGUUGGACGUCUUAUUACACCUCACGGGGAACUCGAUCAAGAUGCUAAGGUGAAACAUGUGCUAUAUGCAGAUAGGUUUAAACAGUGGAAAAUGACUUCGAUUCCGUCGACGUUCCCGCUGUGUUUAUAGAUGUUGUUAUCUUUCCCUUUAACCUCUCAGCUUGUGCGUGCGAGAUUACCAAUAAAGCUUCUUCUUCUCUUUGCA
Molecule: messenger RNA, 4116 nt
Organism: Pollicipes pollicipes
Lineage: Eukaryota; Metazoa; Arthropoda; Thecostraca; Pollicipedomorpha; Pollicipedidae
Product: E3 ubiquitin-protein ligase TRIM71
Exons: 5
Coding region: 190-2058 (622 amino acids)
Biological process (GO): protein polyubiquitination; proteasome-mediated ubiquitin-dependent protein catabolic process
Molecular function (GO): ubiquitin protein ligase activity; zinc ion binding; protein binding
Source: RefSeq, a predicted model, not a curated record